Molecule: messenger RNA, 2774 nt
Organism: Malurus melanocephalus (red-backed fairy wren)
Lineage: Eukaryota; Metazoa; Chordata; Aves; Passeriformes; Maluridae
Exons: 20
Coding region: 1-2328 (775 amino acids)
Biological process (GO): calcium ion transmembrane transport; intracellular calcium ion homeostasis
Cellular component (GO): membrane; endomembrane system
Molecular function (GO): calcium:proton antiporter activity
Source: RefSeq, a predicted model, not a curated record
AUGGGGGCGGCUCCCGGGGGCGCGCAUGUCCGGCCCCGCCCGUUAAAUUCCGGCGGGCCGGGCCGGACCGGGACCACCGACCCUGGAGCUGCUGUCGCCGCCAUGGCCAGCGAGGCUGAGCCCGGCCGCCGCCGCCGCUGCUGCGCGCAGGACACGCCCGAUGUCCCCAAGGUUCCAGAUUGCCGGGGUGACAGCGAUGGCCCCCGCCGGGGCUCCGUGUGUGACCGACACUGCGCCGCCAUCAACAACGUGCAGGGGGACCUGGGCGAGCUGGGCUGUCACCUGCACCGUCCCCGYGUGCCCCCAGCCAUGGCCACCCCGUCCUGCUGCCAGCAGCACUCGGAGGAGGUGUGCGAGAGCUGCGUGGUGAAAACCACCCUGACGGCCGAGAACGCCGUGGAGGCCAACAAGCUCUCCAACAACUACAAGUUUGGCUUCAAGAAAUGGAAGAGCCACGUGACAGCGCGGCCAUGGGAGGACCGGUCCGAGAUCGUCAAGGAGCUCUACUCCGACCUCAACGUCAUCCGAGGCUCUGGAGGGUCCACGCUGACGUGUGGGAAUGUCCUUUACCUGCUGCUCUUUGGCUGGUGGCUCUCGCUGCUCUACGUCCUUGUGGCUGCCGUGAUGUUYGUCACCGUCAUCGGGGCUCCUUAUGGGCGGCUCUGCUGGCACCUGGCCGGGUAUUUCCUGUGGCCCUUUGGCAAAGUGAUCCAGAAAGUGGAGGUCCCCAAAUGCCAGCAGGCGUGUGAGGCGAGUGCCGGGGAACGCUCAGCCCUGCUCGGGGGUCCCACUCCACGCCGCUGGCRCCCGCAGUGCUGGGCGGGCACCGGACACUGGCGCCGUGCYGGCACCGCGGCCUGGCUGUGCCUGGGCUACCCGGUGCUGGCGCUGGCCCACGGGCUCGUGUGUGUCACCGCGUGGCUCCUCAUCGUCCUCAUCCCCGUGGCCAAGCUGAGCGCCCGCGCCACCGCCCGCGUCCUGCUGCUGCCCCCGGAGCGGGUGCUCAUCCGGCGCCUGAGGAUGACGGAGGUGCCGCUGGAGGGGGAGGUGAUUCUGUGCUGCUACCGCGCCGCCAACCCCUACUACUACAAAUACGCCGUGGAYGGCAUCAACAUCUUCGCCGUCAACCUGCUGCCGCUGGUGCUGGUGACGCUGGUGCUGGGCUAYGUGGACAGCUCCAACCAUCUCACCGGCUCCGCUGUCAAGUUCAGCCUGGCCCUGCUCUCCAUCAUGCCCCUCUCCUACUACAUCGGCAUGGCCAUCGCCAGCAUCUCUGCCCAGAGCAAUUUCGCGGUGGGGGCGGUGGUGAACGCCACGUUCGGCUCCAUCACCGAGCUCACCUUCUACAUCACCGCCCUCAUCAAGGGCUCGCGCGAGGGCAACCGCUGCUACGCCGAGGUGGUCAAAUCRGCCCUGACGGGGACGCUGGUGGGCUGUGUCCUGUUCGUGCCGGGUCUGUGCAUGGUGAUCGGGGGUAUCCGGCACCAGGAGCAGCGCUUCAACAGCCGCUCUGCGGGCGUCAGCUCGGCCCUGCUCUUCCUGUCCGUGGGAGGUGUCUUCGCCCCGACGCUCUUCUCCAAGGUYUAUGGGAAGCUGGUGUGCGGUGAGUGCCACAACGUCACCCAGAACCCGCUGGGCCACUACCUGUGCCACAACUGUCACUUUGACCUGAUGGACAACAACGGCACCCUCUACUACAGCCACGUCCAACCCCUGGUGUACACGGUGUCCAUCCUGCUCCCCGCUGCCUACCUCAUCGGGCUCUUCUUCACCCUCAAAACCCACACGCACAUCUACGACAUCCACGUCAGCGACUGUCACAUGCCCGGCCACCACCACAGCGCCGUGGUGCACUGGUCCCGCUGGCGGGCCCUGCUCAUCCUGCUGCUCUCCACCCUGUGCAUGUCGGCCUGCGCCGACCUGGCCACGGAGCACAUCAGCCCCAUCCUCACCAACUCCACCAUCUCGCAGUAUUUCAUCGGUGUCACCGUGCUGGCCAUGGUGCCCGAGCUGCCAGAGAUCGUCAAUGGCAUCCAGUUCGCCCUGCAGAACAACCUGAGCUUGAGCAUCGAGAUCGGGAACUGCAUCGCYGUGCAGGUCUGCAUGCUCCAGAUCCCCAUCCUCGUGCUCUUCACCAUCUUCUACCCGACCAACUUCACGCUGGUCUUCAGCGACCUCCACGUCUACGCCAGCAUGUUCAGCGUGGUGCUCAUGAACUACAUCUUCAUGGAUGGCAAAUGUGACUAUUUCCAAGGCACGGUGCUGGUGAUGGUUUACUUCAUCCUCCUGGCCGUGUAUUUCUUCGCUCCCUCGCCCAGCGGCUGUUGAGGUUCAGAUUCUCCUUUCUACGACUCCCUCGUUGGAUCAGUGCUUGUCAAGACCUUUCCCAGCAUCUCAGGGACUGGGCUGGGCUGGCUCCGGUCUGGAAGCACCAUUUUCCUGAAACUCCUGCUGCUGCUGGGCUCCCUCUGUGGGUGCCAACGGGGUUUCAGGGAUGGGAAGGGUGGUGGCGAUGAAAUUGCUCCAAAAUGAGGGGACAGAGGGAUCUCCAGCCCACUCUGGAGGGGCUGGAAGGGAAAUUGUCCUUAGUGGAGAGUCUUGAAGGGGAUCCCYGAGGACAGAGCCCUUCCUGGGGAUGUGCUGCACUGGGAGAAGGUGCCGGAAAAGYCCCUCAUCCUUCCGGGCCCGGGAAUUGCACACGGAUGUUUGAUGGCACCAGAACUGCACCCAAAGGUAUUUUCAGCUGUUUUGUCAUUAAAGCAGUUUUGUACAAA